Messenger RNA from Mizuhopecten yessoensis (Yesso scallop), 6613 nucleotides. RefSeq lists its product as uncharacterized. The record is from RefSeq and is a predicted model, not a curated record. The transcript has 23 exons. Lineage: Eukaryota; Metazoa; Mollusca; Bivalvia; Pectinida; Pectinidae. Bases 85 to 5736 code for a protein of 1883 amino acids.
UUUCGCACUUUACAGAAUCCGGCAUGAAUCCACUAGAGGGCGCUAAAAAGGCGGGCAGCUUAAAAUUGAAAACAACAGUAAUAAAUGAUGGAAGAAGAUACAGAACGACUUACUUUAAACUUGAAUUCCAAGAGGAGGUCUAAAAGGAGAACUUCAUCUAUUUUGAAGACUACUAUUGGACCAUUGCUGGACAUUGACCCAAAUAAACAGGAUGGAUGCACAGUUCCACUCAAAAAAUCUAGACAGUCAUUGUCAAAAAGAGUCAGCUUUGCUAAACGCCAUGAAAUCAAAGAAUUUCCUCGAGAGUCGCCUCGCAGGUGGGGGGAGGAUUCUCCAGCCCAGGAACCAGCAGCAGACACAGAAAAUGACACUAUACCUGUGACAGCUACGGUUUCUGAUCAGCAAGGGGUGGCAAACAUUUCGGAGGGCCAGCAUGGAGGUUCCAAUGUGCCUCUGCUGCCAAGUACAUCUGCUCCUCUCGAGGAGAACAACUUCAGUGUAUACUCGCAAUACGUAGGUGGUCAUUCGGCUCCAGCUGAGACUUGUAUGACGACCACCGACACUGCUGUCAGCUCUGAACAACCCAAGCAAUGGGGAGCGGAAUCUAAAAUUGAUGGCAGUUCAUUACUGAAAAGUCUUGCUGGAGCAAAUACACUGCCCAGGGAGGGACUGGAGUUGGGGUACCACACACAAACCAGGGAGGAGUCUGGCCUUGGCUCUAUAGCUGGUGGCAGGGAUAUAAAAGUUGAUGGCAUGGCCCUGUUACAAGCUCUUGGUGGUGGUGGUUCCGAUACUCCAGCUGAGCCGGAACUACUGUCAUCUUAUAAGGUCAGGGAGAGUACCACAGAACAGUCAGCUCCAAACAACAGGACCAUGGUGUUUCCAGAAAAUGAGUACAUGGACCAGACCGAAGCACUUACAUGCCACAUUCAGCUGCGAGAGGCAGAGGCUUGUCUCAAAGGUUUAAAAGAGCGCACCCCACUGAUGGCAUUGAAGGAACAGGCCCCCUGUGAUGUUAGAUACGGAGCACUGCAUGAUGAGCCAGAUGACAAGACAAUUGUGUUUUCCCAUGGCGAUGACGACAUGCAGCAGACAGAAGUGUUACCUGUGGGGUUACACUUGAACCCACUACAGUCUGAUGGGGACUUUUCUUGUCUCUCUGGGUCUGUGAACAGACAGAGCCUUUUACAGUCCUUAGGGGGAUCUGAUGAGACCGACAGCCCUGACGUAUUAUUCGGAAAGAAGUUUGAAACAUUAAGUGCAACCGCGAAGAAACAUCCAUUUACACAGGACAUCACAAAUAAUGUACUUCAGCACAACUUGGAAGAGAGUCGGUUAAAGGGAUAUGAUAUAGCUCAUCAGAGAGAACCAACUAUUGUGUUUCAACAUGGAUUAGAAAUGGAGGAAACCGGGGUGAUACACGUUCCAAUCGAUACACAAGGCGGUUUGUCAAGUGCUGAAAUAACUGAGGACAGGAAGGUGCUAUUUUACCUAGGACAUAACUCAGAGGAAAUAAAAGCGUCAGACGAUCCUUUGUUCAGAUCUGUGGAAAAUAAGUCUGAAGAAAAAACAUUGAUAUAUCAAGAUGGAGCAGAUAUGGAACAAACUGGAGUCCUAGAAAGCAAUAUUUUGUCAAAUAAGUCCACUCUACAACAGUCAGACAACAAAACACUGAUAUUUCAGGAUGGUGCAGACAUUGAACAAACUGGAGACCUGUAUAGUGAAAUAGCCAUCAGAUCCCAUGGACAACCUGUCAACAAAACGCUGAUGGAUGGGGCAGACAUGGAACAAACAGAAGUUCUAGAUAGUAAAAUAUCCAGGAGAUCCGUGACACAGCGACCUGUCAACCGAACAGUGAUGGAUGGAGCAGACAUGGAACAAACAGAAGUUCUAGAUAGUAAAAUAUCCAGGAGAUCUGUGACACAACGACCUGUCAACCAAACAGUGAUGGAUGGAGCAGACAUGGAACAAACAGAAGUUCUAGAUAGUAAAAUAUCCAGGAGAUCCAUAGCACAACGACCUGUCAACCAAACAGUGAUGGAUGGAGCAGACAUGGAACAAACAGAAGUUCUAGAUAGUAAAAUAUCCAAGAGAUCUGUGACACAACGACCUGUCAACCAAACAGUGAUGGAUGGAGCAGACAUGGAACAAACAGAAGUUCUAGAUAGUAAAAUAUCCAGGAGAUCCAUAGCACAACGACCUGUCAACCAAACAGUGAUGGAUGGCGCAGACAUGGAACAAACAGAAGUUCUAGAUAGUAAAAUAUCCAAGAGAUCUGUGACACAGCGACCUGUCAACCAAACAGUGAUGGAUGGAGCUGACAUGGAACAAACAGAAGUUCUAGAUAGUAAAAUAUCCAGGAGAUCUGUGACACAGCGAUCUGUCAACCAAACAGUGAUGGAUGGAGCAGACAUGGAACAAACUGGUGUCAUACCGAACAACAUUUUAUCAAAUAGGUCAAGACUGCAACAGUCUGAUAGCAAAACGCAGAUAUUCCAAGAUGGAGCAGACAUUGAGCAAACAGAAGUUCUAGAUAGUAAAAUAUCCAGGAGAUCUGUGACACAUCGAUCUGUCAACCAAACAGUGAUGGAUGGAGCAGACAUGGAACAAACAGAAGUUUUAGAUAGUAAAAUAUCCAGGAGAUCCGUGGCACAACGACCUGUCAACCAAACAGAAAUGGAUGGAGCAGACAUGGAACAAACAGAAGUUCUAGAUAGUAAAAUAUCCAGGAGAUCUGUUACACAGCGAUCUGUCAACCGAACAGUGAUAGAUGGAGCAGACAUGGAACAAACAGAAGUUCUAGAUAGUAAAAUAUCCAGGAGAUCCGUGGCACAACGACCUGUCAACCAAACAGUAAUGGAUGGAGCAGACAUGGAACAAACAGAAGUUCUAGAUAGUAAAAUAUCCAGGAGAUCUGUGACACAACGACCUGUCAACCAAACAGUAAUGGAUGGAGCAGACAUGGAACAAACAGAAGUUCUAGAUAGUAAAAUAUCCAGGAGAUCUGUGACACAACGACCUGUCAACCAAACAGUAAUGGAUGGAGCAGACAUGGAACAAACAGAAGUUCUAGAUAGUAAAAUAUCCAGGAGAUCUGUGACACAACGACCUGUCAACCAAACAGUAAUGGAUGGAGCAGACAUGGAACAAACAGAAGUUCUAGAUAGUAAAAUAUCCAGGAGAUCUGUGACACAACGACCUGUCAACCAAACAGUAAUGGAUGGAGCAGACAUGGAACAAACUGAAGUCAUGGAUAGUAAAAUAGGCAACAGAUCCCUAGCACAACAUCCAGUUAACAAAACACAGAUAGAUGGAGAAGACAUGGAGCUGACUAGAGUUUUGGAAAGUAAAAUAGCGAACAGGUCCAUAAAUAAAGUAGACACUUGUAAUAUCCAGUUGUCUGAAGAAAUUUGUGAGAAUAAGACUGUUGUCUUCCAAGAAGGUGUAGACUUAGAUGAAACCCAUGUCACGACAUCUAACAUAAACGUACAUGGACAGGGCAUUGAUCAAACCUCACAGCCAGUGAGUAAUGUGACGCAGGACCUAGACAUCACCAAAGUUAAUAGAACUAAUAUAUCAUCACUAACUGCAUCUGCCAGGCUGAAGAGGCUGUCAGCACGUUUCUCAUUAGGCGGAGACAUUGUGACUGGUCGUUUGACCAAGAGUACCAAUGGAGAGUCUGAGGUGGACAACGACCAGACCCAAUCCAUUCCGAGAAACACUGUACGAUUGGCAGGACCAACUCCAAAGAAAGGUGACAAAGGACCAUGUGAUGUGCCGAGGGAAGGCCGUAAAAUAGACAUUUCCCCACAGGUUACUGGUGACUGUGGGUCAAGCCUUCCCCAGACCACAGCACAGAUCAUAGAGGACGCACCGAAGACCGUGGACAUGGAGACUGAGGAAUCAAAUAAUCUCCAAGUUAUUGACCAGGUUCUGUUACCAAACACCACAUCAAAACAAACUGGUGAGCUGGAAACAGGCAUCACGGAUGUUCUACUGCCGCUGGAUCUAGGCAUCACCGACACGCUGAUGCCGCUAGAUCUAGGUAUCACCGACAUGCUGCCUCCAGACGACAUUGUAACGGGUAGACUCUAUACAUCUACCAUGGCAGACCUCCCUGUGCUGAAUAAGUCCAAGGAUGGGUUCGUGGAGCAGAAAGACAGCAGUGGAAGUGACUCCUCCCAAUCACAGUCGGUGACUAGUUACAGCGUUGUCAGUAACUACAGUAAUUACAGCAUGACUGAGUCUAUGCUGGAGAGCACGCGACGAGAAGUAGACGGCCCACUAACGGUAAAGAAGUUGUGCUUACUGCUGGACAUUCCUUGCCUACGGUGGUUGGAGUUCCAGGUCAGGAACGACCGUUGUAGCAUUCUCCCGGGAGAGCAAGUGGAUGCUUCUGAGCUGAGGAAUGUGUUACGAGCCUGUGCAGUACAGUGUCCAUUCUACUUGGUCCACUCCCACAUCUAUACCCAAGCUGUCAGACAGGCUGACCUGAAGAAAGAGAAGACAGAUGAGCUUGACAUUAUUUUCACACAAGAAGAGGGCAAGCCUGAGUUGUUUAGGGCAGUAGAACUGGGCUCAGACCAACAAAGAAAAAGUCUACGGGAGAAAGUAUUGGCUUGUUCCAAAGUGAGCUCCCUACUUGGCAAAACGCAGUGGAAGAAUGUGCGGACAGAGGCCACCAUUCAGUACAGGGAAACCCUAAAAGAUCAAUACAGUCGUCUACAGAGCCAGGCUUCUGACGUCAGGACUGCACUGCAGCAGUCGCAGGGGCUUCUUACAGCCUUAGACACAGCUUGGUCAGACCUGGACACAGAAGAGACAGAGCUGGAGAAGACUAGGCUCCCCUCUGAAGAGGAAAUUCAGCAGUGGAAGCUGGCACAACAGGAGUUGUCUAUUAAAGUGGCAGAUCUUCAGGAACUAGAAGUGGAGCAGACGAAACUAACAAGUGACCGAGACAGUAUCCACUCUGAACUAGCUAUGCUCAGGGAUAGAGAUCAGCAGUGUAAUGGUGGACAAGGCCAAGAUGUGAAGCAGAUGUUGGAGAACUUGAAGGAAGAGUAUGAAGAAGUCGCCACGGAUCUGGGUUGGAUGGAAAGGUGCCUGGAGUGGAGGACGUACUGUUAUGAGAAGGAGGCUGUGUCUUACCUAUUAUAUGAUGACUCCCUCCUGUUGGAAACUACCCUGGACACCAGUCACCACCGCCGCCUUCUAUCAGCUACUCUCACAUCCUCCCUCGAGGACACGCCCUCCAAACCAGUCAGUCACUUCUCCGAUAAAUCUGAAGACAUCAUGGGCCUGAUGCAUCGACUGAUAAUUAAAAGUGUUAAGGAGCAGAACAUUCUGACCAAGUUCAUAGGAACACCACUCGAGGAACAGUAUAAGUUCCUGAGGGCAGUGUCAAUGAUUGCGUGUACAGGUCGAUGUUUGGCACAAGAGAUCACCAGAAUAGAAUUCAACAACUGGGUGACAAUACAGGAACAGGGUCUGUCUGUGGAAUUCUGGUGUGAUGAAGCAAGCCGGAAAAUUGACAUCGAUUUUGAUUUGAAGCUGAAGUACCGGGACUACAGUGUGGUGCCAUCUGUACGGGUGGAUAUUGGCAAUUUCAGACCUGAAGAUGUGGUGAAGCAGCUGAGUGCCGUUCCAGAUGUGGGAUUUAGAUACUUCGAGAGGCUGUGUCAAGCCAUUAACCUUAACGACAUGACAGUUAUCCCAGAGUUAGAUCGCUGUUCAUGACACAUGGACAUCGUCACCUGUGCUUAGAAGGAUGUUCAAAACUGGACAGUCAAUAGCUAUACAGUCAUCUGUUUUUGUGGAUACUGAAUUUCAGGCAGCACUUUUUCAUUGUCUUCAUAACUUUUCUUGUAUAUUUUAUUCUCAUUAUAGAAUCCCCAUACAAAUAUAUAAUUCAUCCUUCCAAAUUUUUACCAUAGUUUUAAAAUCAACAAAAUGCAGAUACAAUCACUUAAAUGUCCAGGCAAAAAAGCUCUGAUGGUAAUCAUUAUUCAAAGUCCAUCAAGUGAUAAAAAUCUUAAUACUGUACUAUGUGAAACUCCUGUGUUGUAUUGGUAUUCAUGAAUCAUGUCAUCAAACAAGUAUCCUGUAAAAGUCAUUAUCACAAAAUGUGAUCCAAGCAAAAAUGAAGACAUUUACAGUGUACAUGUAUAUAUUCAAUAUGUUGGUAUAUUAAUAUUCAAAACCACAAAAGAAAGUGUUAAACAGUUGUUUCACAUUAUACAGUACUUCGAAAAUCGAAAGGAAAAAAAACAUGUUUGUUUGCCGAAUUUAAAUUUACUAUUGAAAUCACUUGUAUACAGUAUACAAACAUUUAAUACAUUUGAUCCUCUAUAGUAUAACUCGAAACUGGGUCUGUGAACUCCAGAUUUUUAACUACUUAAUAACAAUGUAUAACAGCGUAAGAAUUUGAAUGCUGCAAAAGAAAGAUGUUCCCUAUCUGUAAAAUGGCUGAAUAUUAAAAGCAUGAAGCUUAAAACAUUUAAUUGAAUAUUUUUGUAAAGAUUAUAUCCGAUUAUCUUUGCAAAUAUUUUGGUAUAUUUUAAUUUAAAAUCAUGUACACAACUAAUCAUCUGUAAAUUAAAUCCACAAAUAUGUA